GCGGGGCCGCGCAGGCGCGCAGGGCGCCCCGGCUCCGGCGCAUAAACAAGAGCGGGGCCGGGAUGAGGCGGCGGUUGCUUCCCGAGCAGCGAGAGGCGGCCUCUGAGGCGGCGAGCGGGGCCCGGCGCCGACCCUGAGCGCUCCCGACCCGCCCCCCGCGCGCGAGCCCACGGCCGGGCCCACCCGCCCGCCCGCCCGCUCGCCCGCCGCCGCGCGCCCACCAUGAACCUGGCGAGCCAGAGCGGCGAGGCCGGCGCCGGCCAGCUGCUCUUCGCCAACUUCAACCAGGACAACACGUCCCUAGCUGUUGGUAGUAAGUCCGGUUAUAAAUUUUUCUCCCUUUCUUCUGUGGAUAAGCUGGAACAGAUCUAUGAAUGCACUGACACUGAGGACGUGUGCAUUGUGGAAAGGCUGUUCUCCAGCAGCCUUGUGGCCAUUGUCAGCCUCAAGGCCCCUAGGAAGCUCAAAGUCUGCCACUUCAAGAAGGGCACCGAGAUCUGCAACUACAGUUAUUCCAAUACCAUCCUGGCCGUGAAGCUCAACCGCCAGAGGCUGAUUGUGUGCCUGGAAGAGUCUCUGUACAUCCACAAUAUCCGGGACAUGAAGGUGCUGCACACCAUCAGGGAGACGCCCCCGAACCCUGCGGGCCUGUGCGCGCUUUCCAUCAGCAACGACAACUGCUACCUGGCCUACCCGGGCAGCGCCACCAUCGGGGAGGUGCAAGUCUUCGACACUAUCAACCUGAGAGCCGCCAACAUGAUCCCAGCACACGACAGCCCGCUGGCAGCGCUGGCCUUCGACGCGAGCGGGGCGAAGCUCGCCACUGCCUCUGAGAAGGGGACUGUGAUCCGGGUAUUUUCCAUUCCAGAGGGACAGAAACUCUUUGAAUUCCGGAGAGGAGUCAAGAGGUGCGUGAGCAUCUGCUCGCUGGCCUUCAGCAUGGACGGUGUGUUCCUGUCAGCAUCCAGUAACACGGAGACCGUGCACAUCUUCAAGCUCGAGACUGUGAAGGAGAAUCCCCCCAGGCCUCAGGAGGAGCCCAGCACCUGGACCGGCUACAUUGGGAAGGUGCUCAUGGCCUCCACCAGCUACCUGCCUGCCCAGGUCACUGAGAUGUUCACCCAGGGCCGCGCCUUUGCUACCGUUCGCCUGCCUUUCUGCGGCCACAAGAAUAUCUGCUCGCUGGCCACAAUCCAGAAGAUUCCCCGGUUACUGGUGGGAGCGUCUGAUGGCUACUUGUACAUGUACAACCUGGACCCCCAGGAGGGUGGCGAGUGCACCCUGAUGAAGCAGCACAAGUUGGACGGCAGCAUGGAGACGACCCAUGAGAUACUGGACUCGGCCUCUCAGGACUGCCCCUUGGUGGCCCAGCCCUACAGCCCCGCCGCGGCCAAAGGUACUCAGGGGCCUGCGUCCCCGACCAGACCUGCCUACACGGAGGAGCUGGGCGCCGUGGGCGGGGCCUGCCUGGAGGAGGAGGCAGGCACCCUGCGCCUUGAGGAGGACAGCGAGCACCCGCCCAUGAUCCUCCGCACCGACUGACCCGCGUGGGAGCCGGCGGGGCCCGGAGACAAGACUGUAGCUGUAGUUUGAUUCCGUACUGAUGAGAAAUACAUUGUUUUCGGUGGCUUUGAAUCCUGCUCACGAAUUUAGCUCUUUGUUUUUUCUUUUUUGCCAAAAUACCUGUUUGGCGAAGCCCUUGGAACCUCCUCGCUUUGCAUGCAUUAAUGUGCCAAGCCAGCAGAGGGCGCCGCGCGCCUUCCCUACUGUGAGGGCUGGGUCGGGCCAGGCCAGCCUUGCCCGGAGGAGCUGAGGAGGGGGGUGGGGCUCACAGGCUGGAGGCGGCCUCCCCAGGGCCCCUCCUGGACCUUUCCCCUCUUUUAUUUUGUUAAUUAAAUUCUUUCCUAAUUGGA
Messenger RNA from Sorex fumeus (smoky shrew), 1913 nucleotides. It is a transcript of the gene WIPI2, whose product is annotated as WD repeat domain, phosphoinositide interacting 2. Gene Ontology annotation, molecular function: protein binding; phosphatidylinositol-3,5-bisphosphate binding; phosphatidylinositol-3-phosphate binding. The record is from RefSeq and is a predicted model, not a curated record. Gene Ontology annotation, cellular component: phagophore assembly site membrane; extrinsic component of membrane; cytosol. Gene Ontology annotation, biological process: protein lipidation; autophagy of mitochondrion; protein localization to phagophore assembly site. Bases 223 to 1542 code for a protein of 439 amino acids. The transcript has 12 exons. NCBI's taxonomy places the organism in Eukaryota, Metazoa, Chordata, Mammalia, Eulipotyphla, Soricidae.